Molecule: messenger RNA, 567 nt
Organism: Protopolystoma xenopodis
Lineage: Eukaryota; Metazoa; Platyhelminthes; Monogenea; Polystomatidea; Polystomatidae
Source: the annotation of a GenBank genome assembly
CUUCAACAACAUCAACCACAACAACAACAACAACAACAACAACAGCAUUCCGACAAAGUGCCCAGCCCUCGUGGCCUCGUCACUUCUCCCAAGUUGAGCGACCGUUGCGGCAUCUCAGUCCCCACAUUCUCGCUGAUGAUGACCAACGGUGCCUCGGGAAAGCGUAACCAGGGCGCUAUGGUGGCUUGUGGUUCGCCAAUCGUCGAGGCGAUGGGCCACAUUCCAGAGUCGUGCCCCCCACAACUGCUCUACGGCAUCCGAGGUCAGGCCGCCUCGGGAGACUGGCUGCUUCAGAGCCUGCCGGUGCAAGAGGCCGAGAGUCUACAGGAGGACCGUUCGAGGCAGACACUGACCGAUCAAGGCGGAUUGGCGGCGGGUGUGAUUACGGGCUAUGCGGUAGAUUGUCCGGCUUCCAGGAGUUCCGGUAUACUCCAUCCGCGCGAUACAUACCACACGAUGGCAAGGAGCCUCCCAACCGGUAGGCAUGUUGUACAUGUGAACUAUCCCCUAAACAAUUCGUGGCGUCGUCUGCUUUAUUUGGUUCGAAGAGAUCAAGAAAACGACUGA